AUGCCAAAUUUCUUGUCUUAUCAAUGGGCCGGCAGCACAUCACGAAUAAAAAAUGAGUUAAAAAAGCGAAUAGAAACGCUGGAGAAAGAGCUAGGCGAGCUUAAGGCGGCGUCUAUUGUGUCAAAUUUACAAUGGAAUGGCACUGCUCCAGAUGAGAUAGAGCAAUGUUGCGAGGUGCUUGCUUCGAUUGAGACACAAACCAGUAGGUUAUGCAAACAAGUUGAGAAGAUUGAUCAAGCGCAGAGGGACGAACGCAGACGCUCGCUUUCCAAGGAUAGUAGUGCAACAAUAAUUGCUGAACUAGCCAAUCUUCUGAAUGAACUGAAAAAUAUCCACACAAUAAUGGACAAUAUCAAACCGGGUUGUUCAUCAUUGGCAAGAAGAUCUCCGUUGAAAGAAAGUGCACUCCCAUUUGCAAACGAAUGUGCAAAGUGCGCUGAAAAUGAGAAGGUUAUCGAAGAACAACAGAACGAAGUCGUCUUCUACAAGAAAAAGAACAAGGAUUUAACCAAUCAGGUAUAUCAACACCAUCCUGGUGCGAUAGUGUCGAACGAUCGCCCACCCUAG
Molecule: messenger RNA, 567 nt
Organism: Necator americanus (New World hookworm)
Lineage: Eukaryota; Metazoa; Nematoda; Chromadorea; Rhabditida; Ancylostomatidae
Exons: 6
Coding region: 1-567 (188 amino acids)
Source: RefSeq, a predicted model, not a curated record